UUGGUUUGAGAGAUUGGAAUCAAAGAAUAACCAACAUAUGCCUUGAAGAUGUUUGUUUAAAUGCCAAAAUAUCUAAUUUGUUAAACCAAAAGAAAUGCUGUCCACUUUUGGACCCAUAAACCCCUUGUUCUCCAUAUUCAAACCUCUGAAAACCCCAACUCAAGCCCUAACCCUAACCCUAGCAAUGGCGACCCUAUCUGGUCCAGAUAAUCGAAGACCCACAUGCCCAUCUUGUUCCAAACCGACCCGAGUCUGUUUCUGCAACCGAUUCAAGACCUCAGUUCUUGACAACUCCAUAGCUGUCACACUUCUCCAACACCGUUUAGAGAAGAAACACCCCCUAAAUUCAGCCAAGAUUGCAACUUUAGGUCUCAAGAAUGUCAAUCUUGCUUAUGUUUCAGAUGUUGUUUCACAAGCCCACUUUGAUAUUCACUUUCUUGAUUCAAAUCUUGAUAUGGGUCAUCAAGAUUUAGUUGAAAAUCACAAAAAGAUUCAACCUUUAAACUUGUUUGAUUCAAAUCUUGAUAUGGGUCAUCAAGAUUCAGUUGAAAUUCACAAAACGAUUCAACCUUUACACUUGUUUGAUUCAAAUCUUGAUAUGGGUCAUCAAGAUUCAGUUGAAAUUCCCAAAAAGAUUCAACCUUUACACUUGUUUGAUUCAAAUCUUGAUAUGGGUCAUCAAGAUUCAGUUGAAAUUCACAAAAAGAUUCAACCUUUACACUUGUUUGAUUCAAAUCUUGAUCUGGGUCAUCAAGAUUCACUUGAAAAUCACAAAAAGAUUCAAUCUUUACGACCUGCUGAUAUCAGUUUCACUGUUAAAAGAAGGGGUGUCAGCAAUCAAGAUUUUGAUGAGCUUUUGGUUGAUCAGUCUUGUUUAAAUAAUGGGUUUGUUGUGACAAAGAUUCAAAAAGAGAUUGAUGGAAACAAUAUUGAAGAAUUCAAAAUUGUGGUUCCUCCAGGAUCGAUGCUUUUGUUCCCAAGUGAGAAAUCGAUUGGGAUCGAAGAUGUCGAUUUCGAUGUGAAGAACUUGAUUGUGUUGGAUGGGACAUGGGCUAAAGCACUUAGAAUGUACAAAGAGAAUCCAUGGUUGAGAUUGUUGCCACAUGUGAAGUUGGAAGUUGAUAAGUUGAGUUUGUAUGGUGAAGUGAGGCGACAACCAAAAGCAAGAUGUUUGUCAUCCAUUGAAAGCAUUGUUUAUGCACUCAAGGCAAUUGGGAAAGAUGAUCAUCAAGGUUUGGAUAGUUUGUUGGAUGUUUUUGAGUCUAUGGUUGUAGAUCAGAGGAGGUGCAUGAAUGAAAGAUUGAAUCUUGAAAGCAGCAUUUGAUCCAUUUUAAUUUGAGAUUGUAGUUUAUCAUUCAUAGUAGUGGUUCUUUUUAGCUUGGUGGUUUCUAUGUUAAAAGAGUGAGUGCCUAACC
Helianthus annuus (common sunflower) is the source of this 1415-nucleotide messenger RNA. RefSeq lists its product as uncharacterized. The transcript has a single exon. Lineage: Eukaryota; Viridiplantae; Streptophyta; Magnoliopsida; Asterales; Asteraceae. The coding region runs from base 95 to 1324 and encodes 409 amino acids. The record is from RefSeq and is a predicted model, not a curated record.